This is a messenger RNA of Stereum hirsutum FP-91666 SS1, 1178 nucleotides long. RefSeq lists its product as uncharacterized. Bases 66 to 986 code for a protein of 306 amino acids. The transcript has 5 exons. The record is from RefSeq and is a predicted model, not a curated record. NCBI's taxonomy places the organism in Eukaryota, Fungi, Basidiomycota, Agaricomycetes, Russulales, Stereaceae.
GGCUUUUACACCCGGAAUCCACUUCUCCCUACCACUCCUCUACUACCUCUUCGACAUCGUAAAACAUGGCCUCCAACGUCCUCUUCUCCACCAUCACCAGUAGUACCGGCUCUGUCGCUAUCUCUGCCUCCCUUGCUGGAUUCGCCCUCGGUACCUUGUUCGGCUCUACCAAAGAGCCCUUUUCACGCCUCUUUGUACAAAACCAGGGCGCGUUGACGGCCAACACCGCAAGCAAAAUCCCUAACCGUCCUCUCACAAGAACGGAGGUCGAGGAGCUCUUCAAGCCCGGCUCCUGGCAGCGCGAUGCUUACGACGACUACACCAAGGUCCUCCUCGACGAUGACCUCAUUUUCCCCUGCAUCUACGCCACGAAGGGCUACAAAGCUGACGAUCAAGUCUACACAUUCAUCGACUCCGACGACCUUUCCGAUCAGCGCCACAUUGAACAACUCGCCCACAUGCUCUCUCUUUACCUUCCGACCUCUCGCAACCACGGUCCCAACACCUCCCUCGUUCUCCUUGCGAAGAAGACUAACAACCCGAGGCCGAUGGAUGAGUACAACGACGCGUACUGGAAGAUGCUUGACGGCAUCGCAAAGCUGGAUCCCAAGCCAUGGCCGGAGAACAUCCCGAAGGAUAUCGAUACGGACAAGUGGUGCCUCUGUUUCGCGGGCGAGGCGAUGUUCAGUGUCAUUCAGACACCUGCCCAUCAGGUUCGUCGCUCGCGUCAUGCACCGGGGGUCACUAUCGUUUUCCAACCCAAGUGGAUCUUCGACGUCCUCUUCAGCUCCGAAGCUAAACGCGCUGCGUCGUUGGGUAAGGUCAGAGGGUUGCUCAAGAAGUACGACCCCAUCCCGGUCAGUCCGGAACUGAAGAACUACGGCGACGAGGGCUCUAGAGAGGCGCAGCAGUACUUCCUGUUGGACGAAAACAUCCCGGCGGCCUGCCCAUUCUCGAAACUGAGCUCCUCUUCCGCUGCUCGCUGAUCUGCCAUUGUAAUUUUGCAUGUCUGUAUGCCCAAUAGUUCCGAAGUGCUGUCCUAGGGGAUCUGUAUUGUUUUAUGUUCGUAACGGCAGUCAGCUGUUUCCCAAGCCUAUUUAAUGUACUAGCUAGCUUGAUUUGGUGGUGAACACGAGAUGGUCUGAGAUGGUGCACUUCAAGGUUGAACAUCUUCCAUC